GCAAUGGGCAUGCACCUUACGCUACAGCUUGGAGCUUAAACUAACAUUAGACUACCGUGACAUUAAUUAGCACCCUUAAACUCUCAUGAUUUAGACUCACCACUGGACGGACGACGCUUUAAAUGACCAACCCACAUCAGCCGGCGCAUUCCCACAAUGGCACGCACUCGAAAUCCAAGGUCGUGCAGAGUGGAAAGCGUCAACGCACUUUGACAGUCAUUGUCAAUCCUGUCACACUCUCAGGCUCCCAAAGAGGAUCCACCGUGGGGAGAAAAGUGACUACGGUAGCGCAUUCCGACGCUAUCUGUGAUGGCACCUCCAGUCAACAUGACGCAGGGCAGCUCGCGGGGAACACAAAAGUCCUGGAGUGCAACACCCAGUCUAGGGAUGACCGUGACGACUCACAGGGAUCCAUCUCGAAACUUCCACCUCUUCCCGAAAUACAACUGGCACUGGCAGAAGAUCUGACAGGUCAGAUCUUCGGUACGAUGAACGACCUCGUCGCCAGUGGUGCAUUCGGAAACGUUUACAGAUGUGAAUGGAGACGGCCGUCGGGUUCUGUCAAGGUCGCAGUAAAAGCCUUCAGGCAUCGCACGGAUUGUAUCCCAGAGCAGGAGUUAAGAAGGUUUCGACGAGAAACUGCAAUAUGGGCACACCUCAUCCACGACAAUAUCGUCACACUUUAUGGAACCACAAAGGGGUUUGGGCCGACCACAGCCCUUGUCUCGCGGUGGUUUCCAGACGGCACGCUGUCCCGUCUGAUCACAGAACAGGGUGCUACAUUAACCAUCAAGUCCAAAUUGAAGCUGCUUCACGGCAUAGCAUCUGGGCUCUACUAUCUUCACUCUUUUUCCGUUGUUCACGGUGACAUUACGAGCUCCAACGUUUUGGUAGAUCUCAAGGACGGAGAUUACAAGGCUUGCUUAACGGACUUCGGUUUGUCAAAUGUUCUCUGUGGACAUUUAAAAGAACGCCGAAUUGAAGGAUCAUCUGUUCGGCCUGGUGCAUUCAAGUGGGCUGCGCCUGAGUUGAUCAGGUCACGUGAUCCCUCUUCCGAUAUCAAACCGACCACGCAGAACGACAUGUACUCUUUUGGUCGUGUCAUGUAUCAUUUGUUGACUCUGGUCACUCCUUGGCAUGAUAUCGACGAGAUGAAAGUCUUUCAAAAAAUCCUUAGCGGAGAGGAUAUCCUGCGUCCUGCGAUAUCCGAUGCGACGUCUGAUGUCACAGACGCCCGCUGGAAUCAUAUUGAGCAGUGUUGGUCAAUUGAUCUAUCUGCUCGACCAUGUGCCAUUACGGCUAUGAACUUCAUAAGGGGGGAACUAGAGGCUUUGAAACAAGAUGAUGUCGAGGUACAGGGGAGUCCUCACCGUUCAUUGAACGCGGAGCAGAUAAUUGCAUCUGUUCCUCGUAGUCGCGGGGUUCCAUCCCAGAUUAUGACAAGGAUAUUUCGGUCCUCCUCGCAAGCCCUCGUUCCGUCACCAAGCCAAGCUACUCCCUCCUCUCCUUUCACAUAUCAUCCCUUCUCUUCGGCCUCAACGCUUGUGAGCUUCUACCAGUUCAUUGAUUCAUGUAUACUAAUCCUUCCAUGUUUCAAGUCAUUUUCAGGUCCUUUGAAUGUUUUGCUUUUCGGGGAGACUGGAGUUGGGAAAAGCUCCGUCAUCAACUUGAUCAUGGGAGGAGAUGCUGCACAGACGUCGCCAGAUGGAGCAACCUGCACACUCACGCAUACCUCCCACGAAAUCAAUCUUGGAUCCUACACUUUCAAACUUUGGGAAGUUUCGUCGAUCGAACCGAUGGGUUUCUUCAAGACCCUUUUCAAAAAAUGGAGCUUGAAAAAGCAAUACAAACGACUGUACAAAGAUGAUGGAGUCUACCUUCUCUUGUAUUGUAUGAGAGGAUCUAGGGCUCAGAGAGCACUGCUCAAGGACUAUAAUUUUUUCACUGACGUCGUGGGCUCUACUGCCGGGCCAGGCCGCGUACCAGUCGCCGCUGUGGUCACCUCCUUGGAAGAUUAUCCCAGGAACAUGGAUAAUUGGUGGACGAAUAAUAAGGACAAUCUGGAACACCUCGGAAUGCGGUUCUCCGCACACGCUUGUAUCACUUCUCUCCCCGACGAUCCAAAAUCCUCACACACGAUGCGCGAACGUCGACGGCAAUCAGAACAAGCCAUCCGCCGUCUUAUUUAUGAGUCCUACCAAACAGGUACCGAAACACCUCACAGUACCAGUCCACUGUUGAAUCGAUGAAUAAAAUCGAGCUUAGUUGUGUAUUACUGCCUUCGGAGAUUUGCCCCCCCCCCCCCGACGAGUCGCUGUGCGUACGUCACUGUUACAAAAUCGAUUCACUUUAUCCUGUCAAUGACCGUUCUGCAUUACCCUCUAUGUGAUCGGUAUAUAUCCUUUAUAUCGCACUGUAUUAGACUUUAGCAGUACUGAUCAUUUACAAGGACUCUCCUUCGGCUGGCUCUACGACAAUAUGAUAUUGUGUUUACAGUAGCAACUCAGGAAAUACUGUAUUAGCAUCAUCUCUGCAAAUAGACAAUGUCUCUUUGCGUUCUCA
Messenger RNA from Suillus subalutaceus, 2562 nucleotides. RefSeq names its product kinase-like domain-containing protein. The record is from RefSeq and is a predicted model, not a curated record. The transcript is spliced from 11 exons. The coding region runs from base 123 to 2249 and encodes 708 amino acids. Lineage: Eukaryota; Fungi; Basidiomycota; Agaricomycetes; Boletales; Suillaceae. Gene Ontology annotation, molecular function: GTP binding; protein kinase activity; ATP binding. Gene Ontology annotation, biological process: protein phosphorylation.